AUGCCGUCAGACCGUCAUAUUCCUGGCAACGCCUCCUAUUUGUCGGGGGAACUCUUGCUUGUGGAAGUGCCAAAGAUAAAAUACGGUUCCGGCUUGCCUUUCCUACGACACCGUGCAAAAACUGCAUUGGAGUGGCUUCGGCAUGGGCUGCGCAGUCUGCGACGGAGGUGCGAUCGGCGUGCCGUCUCUCGCUCUCGUCCUCGCUCAAGUGCUGGGCGGUGGUUCCGGUGGGAUUUCUGGCGGCUCCGACUCACCGCGAAAGCCAAAUUCCCGCAGCGCCUGGGAGCGCGUAGUGCCAUGGGCGUUAGCCAUGUGCGUCACGACACUAGUGCGGCAGCUGCAGUGCUUGCCGCACACCGGGCAGUCUGUCGGGCAUCGGAUCGUGGCGGUGUGGGGUCCAGCAGGAGGAGAUGGCUUUUCCGUGCGAGGUUCUUUGCGUGCCUGCUGUGCGGCAUCCGCGCCGCGCCAACGGCAUGUGCGUGGGAUGGCGGGUUGCAAUGGUCGCAGCAGCCAUCCGUAUUCGUGAGAAACACCGGUGCGGGAGCGGGCCGGUGCAGUCUCCUCCCUGCGAGUGACAGUGGAUCCCGUGCGCGUGGGUUCCCAGUCGCCUGCUGCACUGGAGCGGUGAGCUCCUGGCCUGAGCUGUCGGACGCCAAUAAUACGUCCGGGCAAUGCGACGAUGCCGGUGCUCCAUGCGUCUGUGAGCUGUGCGAUGUCGGACGCCUCCUUGGCUUAUGCAUCACAUGCUUAUUUCCUGGGGCACGCCGCAGUGGCCAAGGACAAACCGCAUCCGUGUGCGCGCUCCUCGGUGCUGCUGGCAAGAAAAAAGGGUACGCCAACAAUGUGAGUCACCAGGUGAUCCAGAACCGUCGACGUGUGCUCGCGUGCUUCCACGGUUCGACGAGAAGGUGCAGACACGCACGCUGCCGUGGAAAGAGUCUCGGUGAAUAUCGUACUCUCCAUGCUAAUACCACACCCCUCUGUGUCUGCUGUGGUGCAUGGCUUUGCAAAGCCGGAGGGAAAUAUUUAAAAAAGAAGAAUUCCUCGUGUAGGCAUCCCCGUACCAGCGUGGCCAAUCCGCCACAAUAUCCCUUGCCUGUGGAAUGCGGUGUGCCAAUUAAAUCAAAGGCCGCGCCGUGA
This is a messenger RNA of Trypanosoma cruzi, 1140 nucleotides long. RefSeq lists its product as uncharacterized. Bases 1 to 1140 code for a protein of 379 amino acids. The record is from RefSeq and is a predicted model, not a curated record. The transcript has a single exon. Lineage: Eukaryota; Euglenozoa; Kinetoplastea; Trypanosomatida; Trypanosomatidae.